Molecule: messenger RNA, 1418 nt
Organism: Botrytis cinerea B05.10
Lineage: Eukaryota; Fungi; Ascomycota; Leotiomycetes; Helotiales; Sclerotiniaceae
Exons: 2
Coding region: 128-1261 (377 amino acids)
Source: RefSeq, a predicted model, not a curated record
GGACGGCACAUUCGACGAUCCAGUCCCAUAAUUCUUCAGUAUAAGUAUUUAGCCAUGUCUUUUGAUGGGUGCUUUACUUGGCUGGAUCUAUGUCUGUUCAUUUUUAUAAGCUAUAAACAAAGCAACAAUGUACUCGAGAGAUAUUCUUCCAACUUUGGCCAUUGCCACUGGUGCCUUGGCUCAAGAUGCAGUAUAUACCUACACCGCCGAUACAAUCACCACUUUGGAUUUGUACAAUGUUAGCAAUGCCUCACCAUUCCAAGUCUACAAUGAAUCUUUUACUUCAAUCCUUGGAGACGCGCCAGCCAUCAGCAAUAUCCUAAAUUCUUCUUUUCCUCAAUUCCAUGAAGCCGCUAUCUUUUUCGAUGAAUCUACUCUUUUCGUCACGAGUAACCAAUAUGCCUCAAAUAGCAGCUCUCCUGCCACUAACAACAAAGCGAUUUCCAUUACUCGUUUAGAUAAAUCCGGUGAUUCAUGGGCCGCUACUGUUAUUGAGCCAGAAGGAACCCUUACCCUCGCAAACGGAGGAGCAAAGUAUAACGAUGGUCUCGUAAUCUGCGACCAAGGAUCCAUGACAGCACCCGGUGGUCUUGUCUUCAUGAAUUCCACAGCUCCUUAUACUACAACAACCAUCAUCAACAACUACUACGGCGUUGAAUUCAACUCACCCAACGAUGUCCACGUGACAAGCGACGGAGCCUUAUGGUUCACAGAUCCAUCAUACGGUUCCUGGCAAGGAAUCCGUCCUCAACCCUUACUUCCACCUCAAGUUUACCGCUACAUGCCAGGUACAAAUGACAUUCGUGUCGUUGCGGAUGGUAUCCAAGAACCAAAUGGUAUCACAUUUAGUCCCGACGAAAAAACCGCCUACAUUACCGACGGAACCGGCAAUGCCACUGCCCCUACUGCCCCAAGAGCCAUUUACGCAUACGAUGUGAUCACUCGUGGAGGUGAACCAGCUCUUGCUAAUAAGAGAAUGUUUGCAGUACCACAAACAGGUCUCCCAGAUGGCAUUAAAACUGAUAAUGCAGGAAAUGUAUAUGCAGGAUGCGGAGACGGAGUCAAUGUUUGGAACGAGGGAGGUGUUUUGCUUGGAAAAAUUGCAGUAGAUGGUGGUUCCGCAAACUUUAUUCUCGGAAAUGAGGGAGAUAAAAUGCAAGUGUGGUUAUUGAAUGAGAAGAAACUUUGGCAAGCCAAUUUGGGUUUGGUUAAUGGUGUGGAUGGUAUUGAUUCCGCGAGGAAUGGUACAGUUAGAAGAUAAUUUGGCAUCCUGUAGGAUAGGGAAUUGUAGGAUUAUGGAGGAAUGAUAGCAUGGUUUAAAAGUGUAAUUAAAAAAAUAGCUGCAGGUGUUGAUACUUUGGUAUAGCUAUGCAUAUGCAUAUCAGGUAGAUUAAUAUGAACAAAAUGCUUAUCACUCA